UAUUCCAGCUGCUUUAGAAAGCAAUAGUUUUUUUUAUUUAUAUUUUAAGCCGCCAAAAUGAUUACAAACCAGCUCAAAUUUUGUCCACCCGCCAAAGCUUGUUCUUCCCUGCCAAUUUCCAACAAAAUCCGCCCAAUUUGGCGGAAAACCUGGCAACACUGAGACCUUGUAAUGACAGGACAUGUGGAAGGACUCAGAAGAGGAAGACCAAGAAUAAGAUGGAUUGACAACAGCACAACACAGAUUACAUAUCAGGUGCUAGUCUGCUGCAGGAACACGAAAUAGAGGACAUUGGAGAAAGCUGACCCAUCUGUGUAGCCAACCAUCACAAAGCGAUGAUGUUGUAAUGACGUGACAUGACUUGCUGUCAUAGUUUAAAAAUAAAUAAAAUAAAAGUAAAAACAGCUAUCACUGUGGCUGAGGAAAGCAUAAAGUCUUACACUGAGAAGCUGGAGCAUGCACAAACUGAACUGGAGGAGAAGGAUCAGCUGCAGUCUGAAGUUAUGCUGCAGUUGAAUCUGAUCAAGAAACAACAACAGGAGAUAAAGAAGAAGAGGGAUGAGCUAUUGGAACAUCAAAAUCAACUCAAACAGGAACUGGAGCGAGUGGAACGAGAGUUAGUGAUGGAGAGGGAGAAGUUCAUGAAGGAGAUCACAGCCUUCAACAAUGACUUUAACCUGCUGGGAAAGAAAGAUGACGUGUUACAGAAUCAGAUCAGAUCUGAAAUGCAGAGUCUCCAGCUGGAAGUCGACACUUUAAACGAAGAGAUAUUAAUGAUGAAGCAGAAAACCUCCUGGCUGAUGUCCAUGCAGACAGAGAAGAAAUCUUUGGAGGUGGAGCUUCAGGAUCUUCAGUCACAUCUUGCAGAAUUGGAGAAAGAGCUGCAGGAUGAGGUGACUCUCACCGGGUCCCUGAAAGCCGAGCUGCUUAUGGUCAGUCAGAAACCUCUCACAGACAGCACCUGCCUCAGACUGAAAAAAGAGUUAGAAGCAUAUAAGGAAGGAGAGUUGGAGAUGCUGCGGGAGGCUCUUAGCACUGAAAUUCAGUUCCUGCGUUCAAAAUUAUCAGAGAACGCAAGUGGCUGCUAAAACUGCUUUUGUCAUCCAGUUCCCUGUAUAUAUGAAGUAUCCAAAACUGGAAGGAGGUUCACAUACAGUAACAGCAGCAUUUGAACACAACCUGCAUGUAUUCAUUUAGAAAAACUGGUGAAAAAUAAAGUUUUGUGUAAGUGAAACAAA
Trichomycterus rosablanca is the source of this 1238-nucleotide messenger RNA. It is a transcript of the gene ccdc172, whose product is annotated as coiled-coil domain containing 172. The transcript has 9 exons. The record is from RefSeq and is a predicted model, not a curated record. NCBI's taxonomy places the organism in Eukaryota, Metazoa, Chordata, Actinopteri, Siluriformes, Trichomycteridae. The coding region runs from base 357 to 1088 and encodes 243 amino acids. Gene Ontology annotation, cellular component: cytoplasm.